GGUGCGCUCCUGAGCGCGGCCCGCGGGGCCAGCGGCGCGGACCAUGAACCUGGUGGGGGGCUACCAGCACCACCACCACCACCACCACCACCACCACCGCAUGCUGCACGACCCCUUCCUCUUCGGGCCGGCGGCGCGGUGCCCCCAGGAGCGCGCCUACUUCCCCGGCUGGGUGCUGAGCCCGGCCGAGGCGGCCCCCGAGCUCGCCGGGCAGAGCCCCGGCUACGGCGCCGCCGAGUACGGCCCGGCGGGCCAGGCGCGCCUGGAGGCGCUCAGCGGCCGCCUGGGCCGGCGGAAAGGGGUCGGGGGGCCCAAGAAGGAGCGGCGCCGCACGGAGAGCAUCAACAGCGCCUUCGCCGAGCUCCGCGAGUGCAUCCCCAACGUACCCGCCGACACCAAGCUCUCCAAGAUCAAGACGCUGCGCCUGGCCACCAGCUACAUCGCCUACCUGAUGGAGGUGCUGGCCAAGGACAGCCAGCCCGGCGACACCGAGGGCUUCAAAGCCGAGCUCAAGAAGGCCGACGGCAGGGAGAACAAGAGGAAACGGGAGACGCCCGAAGUCUACUCGCAGCCUUUAGGCCACGGCGAGAAGAAGCUGAAGGGCCGGACGGGUUGGCCCCAGCAGGUCUGGGCUCUGGAACUGAACCCCUGAGGGCGGCCCGACGGCUCGGCGGCGCCCCGCGCCCGCCCCUCCAUGUGCAAUGUCGCAGAGAGCCCGGCACGGCCCGCGCCGGCCCCGGCCCCGGCCCCGCAGCCGCGGCCGCACCGCGCCGGACCCCGGCGGCCCCGCGGAGCCCCGCGCCCGCCGCCUCCUGCCCGCCCCGCCGGCGCCCGGCCGGCCGCUGCCCCCUCGCCCCGUUUGAAGUAAUCUCUGCCCCUUCCCCUUGUCAGCAGUGUUCGGCGGCUCCUGCCCUCCCCCGCCGGGCCGGGCCGGACCGAAAUGGUUUUAGUCUUUUGCUGUUGUAAAUACGAGAAGCCCCGUCCUGUCCCGUGCCGUCCCCGUCCGCCGCCCGAGCGCGGCCGAGAGACGCGCGGCUGCGUUGAAACUACCUAGAGGUGCAUUUGGGAACGCUCCUGCGCCGGGUUUUCUACCUCAGAUCUGCAUGACCACUUCCCGAGGGACCGGGCGCGCCACACCACGUAUUUAAAAGUGAAUAAUUAAAAAAAAUAAAUAAAAUUAAGACUUUAUGCAAACA
Messenger RNA from Dromaius novaehollandiae (emu), 1196 nucleotides. RefSeq names its product heart and neural crest derivatives expressed 1 (gene HAND1). Gene Ontology annotation, molecular function: protein dimerization activity; RNA polymerase II transcription regulatory region sequence-specific DNA binding; DNA-binding transcription factor activity, RNA polymerase II-specific. The record is from RefSeq and is a predicted model, not a curated record. NCBI's taxonomy places the organism in Eukaryota, Metazoa, Chordata, Aves, Casuariiformes, Dromaiidae. Bases 44 to 652 code for a protein of 202 amino acids. Gene Ontology annotation, biological process: regulation of transcription by RNA polymerase II; heart development. The transcript has 2 exons.